Molecule: messenger RNA, 941 nt
Organism: Diatraea saccharalis (sugarcane borer)
Lineage: Eukaryota; Metazoa; Arthropoda; Insecta; Lepidoptera; Crambidae
Source: the annotation of a GenBank genome assembly
GCUAUCAAUUACCGUGGUUGUACUGAUAAUGUAAUACCUCGAUAACGAAUAAGGCAGUACCAUACAAACCGCCAGAAUGUGCGCGUGUCGUCAGAAAAAGUCCUUUUUAAUAGAAGAUAUUUUACAAGACUCUACGAAAAAGAAACCGUACAAAAACUUAACCCAUGAACACACUGAGCCGCUGAUAUGUAACACCAAAUUUGAGACACCAAAAAAUGUACCAGAAAAAGCAAGAAACGCAACAGACGAUAAAGUGACAAAAUUUAAUGUAACAUAUGAAGUUCAAAGGGAAGUUCAGUUGAACAAAGUUAAUGUAGAAAACAGGAGAAACACUUACCCUUUAUAUCCAACACCAAUGAAAGUGAGCGUACCCUGGUCGCCGUAUAAAACAAAGGACCCAGUAGUAUACCCUAUGGAACACCGACCUCCAUUUAGUUAUUACAGCGAGCCAUUACUAAACACGGAACAAAUGUUGAGAAAUCAGCUAGCUGCUAAUAGAUUUGUGUCUCAUCCGUUUACGAUACGACAGACUUAUGGGCUUGAUAGAGUUUCUGGGUCGUGUUGCGGCCCGUGGUGGAGUAUAGGUGGGCGACGGAAAGGCGGGCAAGUCAGAUUCAGUGCAGCGCAGACGGGAGCUCUGGAGCGUAGGUUCAAUGCCAGCAAAUACCUCAGCCCUGACGAGAGGCGAGGGCUCGCUUCCACGCUACGGUUGAGCGACAGACAGGUGAAAACGUGGUUUCAAAAUAGAAGGGCCAAAUGGCGUAGAACAGCCCCAGAUUCGGCAGAUCCUGGAAGCCCUCCGACCGCUGACGAAGGAUCUGAUGAAGAAGUCCACAUCACCGAUGAGUAACAAGAAAAUUAAAAACCUAGUCAAGAAAAUCUAUAGCAAUUUCACUGAAACGUACAAUUGAAAUAUACUAAUUUAAAUAGGCGUUAUUGUG